Messenger RNA from Pseudomyrmex gracilis, 1279 nucleotides. RefSeq names its product protein trapped in endoderm-1-like (gene Tre1). The transcript has a single exon. Gene Ontology annotation, cellular component: membrane. Gene Ontology annotation, molecular function: G protein-coupled receptor activity. Bases 62 to 643 code for a protein of 193 amino acids. The record is from RefSeq and is a predicted model, not a curated record. NCBI's taxonomy places the organism in Eukaryota, Metazoa, Arthropoda, Insecta, Hymenoptera, Formicidae. Gene Ontology annotation, biological process: G protein-coupled receptor signaling pathway.
UAUAUUGAUUUCACGGUCAGACAUAUAUAAUCAAAUAUACACUAGUGGUGGCAUAAAACUGAUGUUAAUAGCUAUAUGGACUGGAAGUUUUUUGAUGCUAUUACCACCUUUGUUGGGAAUUUGGGGCACCUUAGGAUUGGAUCCAGCCACUUUUUCGUGUACCAUAUUGAAGAAAAAUGGUUCCAGCCCGAAGAAAUUUCUAUUUGUUGUAGGUUUUAUCGUGCCUUGUGUAGUAAUUAGUGUUUCAUAUAUCUGUAUAUAUUGGCGCGUCCGAAGAAGUCGAAAAAAUCUAAAGUCACAUGCGCCAGAAAGACAACAAAGCGGUGGCUUUCAACGAAGGGAAGAUUUCAGAGUGACAAAACUAAUGCUUAUUAUAUUUUUGUGCUUUCUGAUUUCUUUUAUGCCAUUGAUGUUAAUGAAUGUGAUUGAUGACAAAAUGAAGAUUCCGAUACUUCACGUAGUAGCAUCCAUACUUUCUUGGGCUUCUGCGGUGAUAAACCCUUUUAUUUAUGCCGGCACCAAUAAACUAUACAGAGAAGCGUAUAAACAGAUUUUGUGUGCUACUUCAAACAAAACGAUUAUGAUCGCUUCUAAACCGGUACAUUCUCAUUCGAGUAAAAUUUCAACACCCAAUACGAUAUAAGAAUAAGUUUUAUUUCGAGGUAUUUUAUUUGUCUUAAAUGUGUAACUUGAAUAAAACUAAUAAAAUACUGAUAUAUAGUAAAAACAUAUUAUCCUUUCUUUCUUUUAUAACAAAGUAAAUAUUUUGUAAGUGGAAUAGAAUAAAAUAUUGCUAUCUUUCCUAGGAGGAACAAUUGUACAUUUUUCACUAUUACAAUUAUUUUUUACACCUACCUUAUAUUAACUUAAAAUCUACCGCAUCUAGAUAACCAAAUCUGUCGAAACAGAUUUUGCCAAAUGUUUGUUAUAAGUUUUGUUAGCAGAAAGACAUCAAAUAUGAUGCAGAGUUUGUUUUAUCAAGCAAUGUUGCAAACUUGCUAGCAAAAAUAUAUCCAAGCUUGUUGACACAACAUAACAGCAAAUUACUGGCAAAAACCGUGCAAAGCUUGCACAUAAUUUGAGACCAAAUUGACGCCAAAUAUGAAGCAAGAUCUGCGCAACACGACUUGAUAGCAAAAUUAUAGAAAAACCGGGCAAGACUUGCAGUUCAGUCAAACUAUAGUAUUUAAAGGGCCAUAAUUAUAUCUUGACUUAUUUCUAAAUUAUUUAUGUACACACUAUUUAUAAUUCAUAAUAUACAUAAAAUUACUUUUACAUU